GGCUUGAUUCUCAUUGGCCCAACUUGAACUAGUCAUUGCAGAAGGGUGAAUAGAAUAUACAGACUGGCCAAGCCUGGUACAUAUGCCCAGACCUGGAGCUAGGGAGUAGGGCACAGGCACACGGAUUGAGAAAAGAGAGGAGGGAAGUCCCCAAAGGUACAUCAAGGUUUUGGGGGAAUCUGGAUAGAUGCAAAUUACAAGUGUCCUUUGAAUGAAGCCAGAAAGUUUAGUGGGAAUGCAGGUGAGAGAACCUAAUUGUGGGGCAGGGGCCCCACAGUGAUACUGGGGGCUCAAGUUCAGGACAUGGGUCUGGUUGGCUUUGGGGCAUGGGCACCAUCCAGAAUGAAAAUGUCUCCUGUCAGCUUUGGUAAGAGAGACACACUGGCCUGAAGAGGAGGCAGAGAGGACCCACUGCACGAUCUACCUCUGCUUUCCCUCCACUGUGACCCUGGGCUCUUUCUCUGAGAAGGCAGUGGAGUGACAGUCCUCACUGCAAGUCUGGGGAGGUGAGAUGGCGGCUGGGCAAAAUGGGCAUGAAGAGUGGGUGGGCAGCGCGUACCUGUUUGUGGAGUCCUCGCUGGACAAGGUGGUCCUGUCGGAUGCCUACGCACACCCCCAGCAGAAAGUGGCAGUGUACAGGGCUCUGUGGACUGCAUUGGCAGAGAGCGGUGGGAGCCCGGACGUGCUGCAGAUACUCAAGAUCCACCGCAGCGAUCCGCAGCUGAUUGUGCAGUUGCGAUUCUGCGGGCGGCAGCCCUGCAGCCGCUUCCUCCGCGCCUACCGCGAGGGGGCGCUGCGGGCCGCGCUGCAGAGGGGCUUGGCGGCCGCGCUGGCCCAGCACCCGGUGCCGCUGCAACUGGAGCUGCGCGCCGGCGCCGAGCAGCUGGACGCUGUGCUGACCGAUGAAGAGCGCUGCUUGAGUUACAUCUUAGCCCAGAAGCCGGACCGCCUCCGGGACGAGGAGCUUGCUGAGCUGGAGGAUGCAUUCCGGAAUCUGACGUGCGGCUCAGGCGGCCAGAGUGGCGACGUGGAGGUCGCUCAGGGCCCCUCGCAGUCCCCGGUCCCCUCUCUCUCGGAGAAGCCGCUGCCACCGUCUGGCCAGACUUUUCUGUUCCAGGGUCAGCCCGUAGUGAACCGGCCGCUGAGCCUACAAGACCAGCAGACAUUCGCGCGGUCCGUGGGCCUCAAAUGGCGCAAGGUGGGACGCUCACUGCAGCGGGGCUGUCGCGCGCUGCGGGACCCGGCGCUGGACUCGCUGGCCUAUGAGUACGAGCGCGACGGGCUGUACGAGCAGGCUUUCCAGCUGCUGCGGCGCUUCGUGCAGGCCGAGGGCCGCCGCGCCACGCUGCAGCGCCUGGUGGAGGCGCUCGAGGAGAAUGAGCUCACUAGUCUGGCAGAGGACUUGCUGGGCCUGGCUGGUCCGGAUGGCGGCCUGGCCUAGGCCAGGUGCCCAGCCAGGGUUUGGAGCACCCGGAUGACACUAGGGUCCCUUCUGCUGCUAUUGCUGGCCCCCUGUCCAUGCACGGGACUCCGAGACCACCCUUACAAUCCCACUCGCCUAUCUGCUGGAGCUGUUGGGGCAGAAUUGACUGCUUUCCCCGGGAGCCAGAAAGCACCCACCAAGCCCGCUGGGGGUGCACCACUGGGGAUUCUGCCCCAGAUACUUUGCUGGAGACAUCGUGUAGGUGACCUGCUGGGGAGGUUAGCCUCACCUUCUCCCACCCUAGGAGAGGGAAUUGGGGCUGGAGCUGCACUUACCUUUUCACUUAUUAAGCGCCUGGCUCUUCAGUGACCUAGGCAUCAUCCUGGGUGCUGCAAAUGUUGUCGUGAGCAAGAUAAACAAAUCCUGUCCGCCCCCAGCUCACACACAGUGUAGGACCCCGAAUAUUAAGUAAUGGAAAUAAAGCGUAACCCCUUUUUUGAUGUGAGGAAUACCAGGAGUUGU
Messenger RNA from Propithecus coquereli (Coquerel's sifaka), 1945 nucleotides. It is a transcript of the gene TRADD, whose product is annotated as TNFRSF1A-associated via death domain. NCBI's taxonomy places the organism in Eukaryota, Metazoa, Chordata, Mammalia, Primates, Indriidae. Gene Ontology annotation, biological process: extrinsic apoptotic signaling pathway; positive regulation of canonical NF-kappaB signal transduction. The record is from RefSeq and is a predicted model, not a curated record. Gene Ontology annotation, cellular component: tumor necrosis factor receptor superfamily complex. The transcript has 5 exons. Gene Ontology annotation, molecular function: transmembrane receptor protein tyrosine kinase adaptor activity. The coding region runs from base 512 to 1441 and encodes 309 amino acids.